Messenger RNA from Drosophila gunungcola (fruit fly), 2838 nucleotides. RefSeq lists its product as uncharacterized. The coding region runs from base 404 to 2365 and encodes 653 amino acids. Gene Ontology annotation, molecular function: monocarboxylic acid transmembrane transporter activity. NCBI's taxonomy places the organism in Eukaryota, Metazoa, Arthropoda, Insecta, Diptera, Drosophilidae. The record is from RefSeq and is a predicted model, not a curated record. Gene Ontology annotation, biological process: transmembrane transport; monocarboxylic acid transport. The transcript has 5 exons.
AGCAGUUCGCCAGCCGCAAGUCGACUGCUGGCCGCGUAACAGUAAACACACCCACGAGCGGGCCCCGAUUUCGAAUCCAAGUUCCACUGAAAAACGAACUGCCACGAGCAGAGCGAAAGAGUUUUUGUUUGCCAACAACAACACAAAUAUUGUGCUGGCCAAAACAGCUGAGCCGUAUAGCUUUGUGUUUUGUUCUUUGGCACACCAGUAGCUGUUGUUAGCCGCAACGUGUGUUGUUUUAUUUUUUUGCCGUGUAUUUUAUUUUCUCUGUGCUGCAUCCCACAAGGAAAAGUGUCAAAAUUAGCAGAUCAUCAAGUAAUCUGCCAUAACCAGAAACCAAAUCGCCAAGAACAAGUCCCUGUAAGUUUCACUCAAUAAGAUCACAUCAUAUCGCAGCGACACAAUGGAGAAAUCCAGCUUAACGGAGAAGAAUCGCACCCAUGUGUACAAUGACACAACGCGACCGAAGAAACCGAAGCGUCGCGACAAGAGCGAUCUGGGUCCGGAUUUCGUGGCGCCCGACGGAGGAUGGGGCUGGGUGGUCUGCCUGGCAGCCGGCUUAAACAACUUCUUCCUUUUCCCAGCCCUGCAGCAAUAUGGCUUGAUAUACAGGGUGCGCAUGCAUUCAUUGGGCUUUGAUGCCAAGCAAACGACGACUAUUGUGAAUGUGGUGAUGGCCAUCUCCUCGCUAGUGGGCAUUGUCAAUGGAGCCAUGUUCCGUCGUUUCACGUUUCGGCAGGUGGCUCUGACCGGCACCACUUUGGCCUUUCUGGGCAUCUUUAUGUCGGCCUUUUGCACCACCUUCUGGCAGUAUAUCCUCUGCCUUUCGGCGGUCUAUGGCAUUGGUUUGGGCCUGGCCAUGGCGGCCACCUCGCUGGCGGUCAAUACGUACUUCAAGCAGAAGAGACGACGCGCCACGGGAUUUUCAUGGACAAUCACGGGACUGGGUCCCAUAUUCUUUCCCCAGGUGUCCACCUUCCUGCUAAGCUACUACGGCGCCCAGGGCAGCAUUCUGAUCUACGCUGGAAUCGGCAUGAACGCCAUCCUUUGUGCAUUGACCCUCCAGCCAGUGUUGUGGCAUGUUAAGAAGCCCGAGAAACCCAUCGCAGUGGUGAUUGAGGGCGUGGCCGAAACGGAAAAGCUACACACCGAUUUGCUGGAGGCCAAUGGCAAUCUACUGGCGCCCAGCAAUGAUCCCUGGAAGGAUUACGAGUGCAAGUACUGUCAGUAUCAGAAGCGUGCCAAGCGCGGCAUCUUCUCCUCCCAAUACCUAUUCAAUGUGGACGAUCCGGAGAGGCCUGGCUACGAGAUCACCGAACCGGGAACUCCGAUGUUGGCCCGUGCCAACGAUGGCUGGUUUGGAUCAAAGCUUUCACUGACCUCGGAGAACACACCCCGGUAUCGCACUCGCCAAGCGCUGAUGCGUCAGGUUUCCUCCAGAAGUCGUGAGAAUCUUGAUAAACUGGAGCAGAAUAGGGAGGAACUGGGUGGUCAGGAGCCCACCACACCAGUGGCACUGUACAAGCCGAAUUACUUCAAUCGCGAGCGCGAGGACAUGGAUCGCUAUGCCAGCAAGACGAGCGUCUAUUCCCGACCUGGUCAGGAGGAGCUCCUGCGAUGCACCUGCGCCGAGGACAAGGCCCUGUUGCAAAAGACCGCCGAGUCGCUUCGGGUGGACCUCCUAAACAAUCUGGCCGAUGUUGAGACCGAGGAGGUGGCCAAGAAGAACAUGACCUUCUUCCAGAAGGUGAGCAAAUUCUUCGAUUUGGAUCUGCUGCGGGACUUGACCUUCGUCAAUUUGGCCGUUGGCAUGAGCAUCAUGAUGUUUGGCGAGAUGAACUUCUCGGUGCUGACGCCAUUCAUACUGAAUAGCUUCGGGUACACGGACUCGCAGAUCUCGUUGGUCAUGUCCCUGCUCGCCUGCAUGGACAUAUCGGUGCGAUUCCUCGCCCCGCUUGCCCUCGAGAAGGUGAAACUGGACAACCGAGUGCUCUUCGCCUUCGGCAUCCUCUGCAUCGCUGCGGGCCGCGUGGUGGUGUCCUUCACCAAUUCCUACGAGGUCAUGAUCGGCGUCUUUCUGCUGAUCGGUUUCGGCAAAGGUUUCCGCACCAUCUUCUCGCCACUCAUCAUACCCAGCUAUGUCCCGCUGAAUCGUUUGCCAGCCGCCUCCGGUCUGCAGCUCAUCUUCAACACGAUGUUCUCCUUCGCCAUGGGCCCCAUUCUUGGAAUCCUGACGGAGGCCUUCGGCUAUGCCGCCACCAUUCACACCAUCAACGUGCUCACUUGCUUGGCCCUGCUGCUUUGGGCCACAGAGGGUGCGGUGCGGCGCAUUUUGGGAAUUCACUCCAAGGGUCUGGGUCAAUAGAAGCAGCAUUUCUACUAAACCUAACUGGAACUGCGGCGGCGAGAAGGAGUUUGAAAGCUUCGCCGGAACUGAACUACUUGCAUGUCCAUCCCAGUGUGCGAGAUCAUAGCUCAAUUGGAGCUGUAGACAUAGCCUAGUCCAUACUUCCCAAUCGAUUUGUGUGUGUGCAUAGUAUUACUUGAGCACGAGGCGCCGGUGUGGCUCGUACUUAAAGAUACCUAAGAAACAUAAAUCUUAACUAGCUCGUAAUCACCCAUCGCUACCUUAACUUACGGUCAAUUUUGUUUGUAGCUUUUGAUACUCUUACUAGACUUAUUAAAUGUACUUAGUGAUAUGUUAUAAGUGUAUAAAUGUUCCACAAUUGAUAAAUAUAUGUAUAUUAGUUAGAAAAGAAUGUAGUUUUCCGGAAUUGCGGCACUGGUGUCCACUUCCUGUUAAAUGAUUAAUUUAAAAUACAUCUUGGUUGAAACACA